This is a messenger RNA of Photinus pyralis (common eastern firefly), 2891 nucleotides long. RefSeq names its product pre-mRNA-splicing factor ATP-dependent RNA helicase DHX16 (gene l(2)37Cb). The coding region runs from base 138 to 2816 and encodes 892 amino acids. Gene Ontology annotation, molecular function: RNA binding; ATP binding. Gene Ontology annotation, cellular component: catalytic step 2 spliceosome; intracellular anatomical structure. The record is from RefSeq and is a predicted model, not a curated record. The transcript has 7 exons. NCBI's taxonomy places the organism in Eukaryota, Metazoa, Arthropoda, Insecta, Coleoptera, Lampyridae.
UUUGAUUUGAGUGCUAAAUAUAGGUUAUGUUACUGUAUUUGUUUAUAACUUCAGAAAUUAUUCAACAAUUUAAUACUGAGUACUAAUUAAACGAAUUUGUGACGAUAUCGUUCACUAAGUUCAAUUAAAGAGUCACCAUGAGUGAGAAGAGACGACGAAAACGCUAUGAAAGUUCAUCGUCGAACUCGAGCAGUGCGGAUAGUGCUGAAGAAGCCCGCCUCAAGGAUAUUAAAGAACGAGACGAAUUUGCGGAGCGAUUAAAAAAGCGCGAUGAAGCUAAAACCCGAAAUAUUGUGCAAGCCUCUGACAAGCGAGCGUAUGCUGAGGCUGUCAAGAGGCUUAAAUUGGAAACCGAAGAUAAAGACAAGAUGAUUCCCAAAUUACGUAUUGAAUCGAGACGAAAAUAUUUGGAGAAGCGAAAGGAUGAUAAAGUGAUGGAGCUCGAAGCAGACAUUGUUGACGACGAAUAUUUAUUUGAGGAAGACAUUUUAACAUCGAGAGAACGUAAAAACAGAGACUAUAAGAAGACACUCCUUAAGCUUGCUCAUGAACAUGAAAAGGCAAGGGAGCUCGAAAAUGUUCAACGUUAUCAUAUGCCACAGGAUUUAGGCAAGGGAGCUAAAGCGGAUUAUGUGGAGGUUGACGAGCUUGAAAAGGUACCACAUUCUGAGCAGAAGAAAUGGGAGCAAGAACAGAUGGCCUCCGCACAAUUUCAUUUCGGAGCAAAAGGCUCAAAAACUGACGAGUACGAGCUGCUAUUAGAAGAUCAAAUCGAAUUUAUUCAGGCUUUACAACUUCCCCAUGACGAACGCGACAAAGAACAGAAGCCUCAAUUAACCGAGGGUGAAAAGAAAAAGUUAGAUAUUGAAGAAACUAAGAAGAGUUUGCCCAUAUUUCCUUUCAAAGAAGAUAUUGUUGCCGCGGUUCGUGAGCAUCAGGUUUUAAUUAUUGAAGGCGAGACUGGUUCGGGUAAAACUACUCAAAUUCCCCAAUAUCUGCACGAGGCUGGAUUUACAAAAGAUGGUAAAAAAAUCGGCUGUACUCAACCAAGGCGAGUUGCCGCAAUGUCGGUAGCAGCGAGAGUCGCGCAAGAAAUGAGUGUGAAAUUGGGAAACGAGGUUGGUUAUAGUAUACGUUUUGAAGAUUGCACCUCGGAACGGACGGUAAUUAAAUACAUGACUGACGGUACCUUGCAUCGAGAGUUCUUAUCUGAACCUGACUUACAAACGUACAGUGUAAUGAUGAUUGAUGAAGCACACGAACGUACGCUUCAUACUGAUAUACUGUUUGGUUUAGUAAAAGAUAUUGCUCGUUUUAGACCAGAUUUAAAGCUUUUAAUUUCGAGUGCGACGUUAGACGCGCAAAAAUUUUCUGAGUUCUUUGACGACGCGCCCAUUUAUCGAAUACCCGGCCGUCGUUUUCCCGUUGAUAUCUACUAUACAAGAGCCCCAGAGGCGGAUUAUGUGGACGCUUGCGUUGUUUCGGUGCUGCAAAUUCAUGCAACACAGCCCUUAGGUGAUAUUUUGGUAUUUUUAACGGGUCAAGACGAAAUCGAGACUUGCCAAGAGUUGCUGCAGGAUCGCGUACGAAGAUUGGGCUCAAAAUUGAAAGAGUUACUGAUCUUGCCAGUUUACGCCAACCUUCCCAGCGACAUGCAGGCGAAAAUCUUUAUGCCAACUCCACCAGGCGCACGUAAAGUGGUACUCGCCACCAAUAUUGCGGAAACCUCUUUGACGAUCGACAACAUCAUAUAUGUAAUUGAUCCAGGUUUCGCCAAACAAAAUCAUUUCAAUUCGAGGACCGGCAUGGAAAGUUUAAUGGUUGUUCCGAUAUCGAAAGCCUCGGCCAAUCAAAGAGCGGGUCGAGCCGGUCGUGUGGCCCCUGGAAAGUGCUUCCGGUUAUACACGGCGUGGUCGUAUAAACACGAAUUGGAGGACAACACCAUUCCCGAAAUUCAAAGGAUAAAUCUGGGAAACGCCGUUUUAAUGUUAAAGGCGUUGGGAAUCAAUGAUUUGGUGCAUUUUGAUUUUCUGGAUCCACCACCACAUGAGACUCUUGUGUUAGCUCUCGAACAGCUGUAUGCUUUAGGAGCUUUAAAUCAUCACGGCGAAUUAACAAAAUUGGGGAGGAGGAUGGCCGAAUUUCCUGUCGAUCCUAUGAUGGCUAAAAUGUUAUUAGCAGCUGAAAAGUACAAAUGUUCCGAAGAAGUGGUAACAAUUGCAGCAAUGCUAUCUGUCAACAGCGCCAUCUUUUAUAGGCCUAAAGACAAAAUUAUACACGCAGACACGGCACGGAAAAAUUUUAACCACAUUGGCGGCGACCAUCUCAGUCUGCUUAACGUUUACAACCAAUGGCGAGAUUCUGAUUUUUCCACUCAGUGGUGCUACGAAAACUUCAUCCAGUAUAGGUCUAUGAAAAGAGCAAGAGAUGUACGCGAGCAACUGGUUGGCUUAAUGCAGAGAGUCGAAAUAGAUAUGGUCACGAAUGUUACCGAAACGGCUGAUAUACGUAAAGCGAUAACUGCCGGAUACUUUUAUCACAUUGCCAGGUUAUCGAAAGGGGGUUCGUAUAAAACAGUGAAACAUAAUCAGAGUGUUACAAUCCAUCCAAAUAGCGCAUUGUUUGAGGAGUUACCCAGAUGGCUACUAUAUCAUGAAUUAGUUUUUACUACAAAGGAAUUUAUGAGGCAAGUGAUUGAGAUCGAGAGUAAAUGGCUGUUGGAGGUUGCACCUCAUUAUUAUAAGCCGAAGGAGUUGGAAGAUUCCACAAACAAAAAAAUGCCAAAAACGGUUGGCAGAAGUCAAAUGACUGCUUAACAUAAUUUAGGCUUUGCAUUUUGUAAUUUAUAUGUAAAUACCUACCCUUAUUAAACAAUUCUGGUUUUUUUUCUA